UCCCUUUUCAGAUUUCGAAUCGUCCGAAACACGACGCAGGUACUGGCAACACUGAUUCAUGCCUUUCUUUGAAAUAACACCGUUGAAAGUUGACCACAAAGUACGUAUUAUGCACUUAAAUGUUACCUAAUUACUGUCCAAUGGCCGUACUCAUAGACGUCAAAUAAAUUUAAUGUCAUUCGAAGCCAUUUGAUAUUCAAAUGUAAUAGCAAAGAAAGUGACAGCACUAUCUCUUAUUAAACUUAAUUGACAUUUGUGAGUACAGGACUGAUUUACUUAUACUUUUUGUAAACUUGUAAGCGUAAAGCUCAGGUCAAAUUGUCAAUUUGCCUUUUUGUAUGGCUAAAAGUACCUACAUAGUUUAAGUUAAAUCGAGAUUAAGCAAAUUUGCUGCAAGUGGACCUAAAAGUAAUAAAUGUUUAUUGAAAUAGGUACUUAAUUGUAAUAUCUACAGAAAAAAAAACACUACAAGCAUUGUUUCUCUGAAAACAAAGUAAAAAAACCGGCCAAAUUCGAGUCGAACUCGCGCACCGAGGGUUCCGUACAAACUCAAUAUAAUACCUCUACGCGUUCAUGAGAAAAGAGAACUUCAAAAUUUCCAAAAAUAUUUUUUAUUAUAUGAUGUAACUAAAAAUUUACGGUUUUCGCAAUUUUUCCUUUAUCUGUACUAUAAGACGUUACUUCGUACCAAAUUUCAAGAUUCUAAGUUCACGGGAAGUACCCUGUAGGUUUUGAUUCCCGUGCUAAUUUCUAAAAUUUGAGGCAUAAACGGCUGCAUCUUUUGAUUGCUUUAGAAGAUUUUUUCACAGCUCCAAGGGACAGUAGAAAUGAAUGAAUGAAUGAAAACCUUUUAGACAUGAGUAUUAGAUAUGAAUUUCAGUUUGAUACCUCCACGCGUUCCUGAGAAAAACGGUCUUGACAGACGGCGGACGGACAGACAUCAAAGUGAUCCUAUAAGGGUUCCGUUUUUUCCUUUUGAGGUACGGAACCCUUAAAACGCUAGUAAUUAGGUUUAUCUAUCGAAUUUUUUUAAAUUUAUCAUGCCCUACAUGCGACUAAGGCUGCAGUUAGACGACGGGAAAAAUUUUUUGCGGCCGCCGCACGGCGACCGCGCGGCGGCCGCGUAUAACUGUUCAGUCAUAGUAAAUUAAUGUUUUAUUAACUAGGAAAUUAACUUUGAAAUUCUUUGUGAGUAACUAACUGCACGGCGAUCGCACGGCGUCCGCUCCUCUAUCACACGGCAGCCGCGCUCGAAUCACUCGACUGUGAAUGUUUUAACAUCAAAUGUUUUGUGUGAUGUGAAUCCAAUGAUGUAUCAAAUGUUUAAACAUCCAUUCGGAAAUAAUCUGCGAAUUGUUUUUCUUCUUCUCGCAGUUGGUUGUAUAGCAUAUGAAAUUCACCAAACCCUUCUCGCCAUGCUAAAAUGGGAUGAAUCCAAAAUCUUCUACAUUUCUUCUUUUUUGCUUUGUCGGUACAAGUAAUAUGCAAUCAUAAUUUUUUUCUUCUUAGUCAAAUAAUUUUAAGAAAGGCCAAGAUCAACUGCAAAUGAAUCGAGUUAGCAGUGGCGGGGCUACCAGCCGGUGACCGCGCGGCCGCCACGCUGUGACAAUCCGUGUCAUAUAAACGCGCCCUAAUAAGUAGAUCAGACUUGAAACAGAUAAUAAAUUAGCUGACAUCAUGAUAUAUUUUGCAAGUAAAGAUAAGAAGUUGACAUAAUAUUCCAAGAAUACUUAUUUUUAAGACAAAAAUAAAUCUCAAACCGACAUUAAUCUUAUUUGUUUUAUUCACACAUUUCACAAUCAGUGCCCCUUACGCAAAGUCAUGAAUUUGUGCCCUUUCGGGGUUCGAAUCCUUUGGACACAAUAAUAUUAUCUAUACUACCGUGCUUUGGAGCCGCGUGUAGCGGAUGCGAAUACGGAUUUCAAAUUUCAGGAUAUUAUAAAGAUAUUCCAAUUUUAAGUUCAUAAAUAACAACAUUUUAUUAUAUUCAUUUUGGAAACAAAACAAAAACAGAUUUUUUUAGAUACGUGUCACUCUGACUCCGCCAACUUUCGUUAGAUGUAUUUACUUGUUGAUAUUGAUCCGUAUCCGUAAAAGCUUGGCAUUAAUUAAUGCGGAUUAAAAUGUCAGAAUUAAUGCGAAUAUUCUGCAUUUGCGGAUGCGUAUAUCCGUAUCCGUAACACACUUGCAUUGGAGCAAAAAAUGGCUGAAUGCAGAACGAGCUAAUCUCAGGAACUUCUUGUCCAAAUUAAAAUUAUUUUUGUGUUGUAUAUAUUUAUGCCAUCAAAAACAUAACUUGUAAAAAAAAACAAGUCUCGCUUAAGGAACCUUCUGUCUUAAAUUAUUACGAAAUUACGCACAAUAGUCCAAUAAUUAGGACUAAGUGCGGAAACCGCCCUGAAAACUAACUAACUAACCAGCUCACCUAACAACAUCUUAUGCUGACAAAGGCAAUAGCACUCAACAAUCUAAUUUAAUAUAAUAUGUAAGAUACAUUAUGUUUUUAUGCGAUUGCCAAGUCAAUUUAUUUAUUUGAAACAUACAAGAUGAUAAAAUUACGGAUACCUAUCUUGUGUCAAAUACUGUACUUCCAUUUAAUCGAAUUUCAAGUCACAACGAUACUAAAGAAGUUUUUAAUUCAAAAAAAAAUGUGGCGAUAAGCCACAAGUGGCAUGGCUAACGCAUAAUCGUAUUCUUCUCUGUAGAUGCAAAGGAAACCCACAGCGCUCAGGGCUAAGAAGAUCUUGGAAGAGGUACACCCGCUGCACAUCAUUGCAGAGGUGCAGAAGCGGCCGGGGCUGUACUCACGCGAGUGCCCGGAGAGUGCGUCGCCGCACCACCGCACCCAGCUGUGGUCCGAAGUCGCUAGGGUGGUCCUGCCCGGCUGGCACACCUACUCCAAGUUACAAAAGCAGACCAAACUUUCAGAUCUGAUAAAGAAAUGGCGUAACCUGCGCGACACUUUCAAGCGUCAGCUGGAGGUGGAGAAGAAAAUCAAGGAGGGGCACGACAUCAAGAAGAAGACGUACGUGUACUACAAGCACAUGUCGUUCUUGCUUCCGCACCUGAGCAGCAACGAUGAGGAGUCGACGCCGAGCAAAGCUUUAGAUAACGCGCGGAAACGCCAUGUUACGGCAACCUCCACGCUUUCUCCCGCUGUAGAUGAUAUAGACGAAGAUCGCCACUUCCUAAUGUCGUUGAUACCAUCCUUUCGCCGCAUGACUGACGACGAGAAGCUCACUGCCAAGAUGGAGAUCCUGAAGGUGAUCCGCAACGUGCGCGACCUUCACGCGACCACCACCGCGGCCGACGCGCUCGCAGUCAUCGCCGACGACGACGUCAAGCAAGAGAUAAUCCUCGAUUUAGACAUAGACGAGCCCGCCUACCAAGUCGCCGAUAUCGAAGAUGCUUCAAACGAUGAGCUAGAAUGAACGCCCACCACUGUACAACUCGGAAAAUGAGACAGGAAUAUGGUAAAGAUAUUCACUAAUAUCCUUCUACAGGAAUCUUCUAGCGAAUCAAGAGAGCAAAGUUGAUCUCUAAGAAAUUGCGACUGUUUUGGAAGUCGCGAUUGCAGAAAUGAAUACGAAUGCAAAAAAAGAAGUACUUGAUAUGAUUCCAACAUUAUAUUUUAUUUUAUGUUUAUAUGAUUAAAUAUAUACUGAUCUAGCAAUAGCGAUGCUUACUACAUUUACGGUAACGUCGUUCUAAAAUUUGCCACCACUACAAUGAAAUACAAAGUCAGCGAGUCGUAAACUAGUACCGCCGCGAGUGUGGCGAACACGAAUACCAUAUCCGCAUCGGACAGCGCCGCCACUAAAGCGAAGACGAGGGCGCACGCGGUGAAGACGAGCAGGUAGACGAGCAUGAACCAUACGUAGAGCUGGCAGAGGGCCUCGCUGCGGAACACGGUCGCAAGGAGGAGCAGGAGAUGCACGGCGCAGAGCAGGACACCGAAUAUGAAACAUGCGUGCCUCGCGGGGCCGGAUACGGCAGCGGUUACGUUUAGCUCGUGCGCAGCGGCAGCGCCGGCGCCCGCGUACAGGCACAGCAUCGCGACGGCGACCAGCGCGCCCAGCGCCGCGAUGCAGCCGCACCCCACCCGCAGCGGGACGCGCCCGCAGCACCCGUACACCACCGGACACAACUCCAAACUAAACCCCAUCCUUAAUCAGGUUCAACUGAUUCUACGUAUACCCUUUACGUCUACACUUCGGUUGAGAAGAUGACUACUUCGCAAGUUUUGAGUUUGAAAAAUAAAGGCUUUUCACGG
Chilo suppressalis (striped riceborer) is the source of this 4273-nucleotide messenger RNA. The record is from the annotation of a GenBank genome assembly. NCBI's taxonomy places the organism in Eukaryota, Metazoa, Arthropoda, Insecta, Lepidoptera, Crambidae.